Molecule: messenger RNA, 699 nt
Organism: Adineta steineri
Lineage: Eukaryota; Metazoa; Rotifera; Eurotatoria; Adinetida; Adinetidae
Source: the annotation of a GenBank genome assembly
AUGGCUAGACAACGUGCUUCAUCAAAUCUUCAAGGUUUAGAAAAUGAGAAACCCAUUCCUCGAGGUGAACCAGAUCAGAUAAUUAAUUUUGAGAAUAAUACACAAAUUUUCCCUGCUGGACAUGAACCAACUGGUGAAAUUAUUCGAGAAAAAUCUGAUUUAUAUCGAUUACAAGAUGAAGAUUUUCGUUUACGUGUUCAUGAAAUUGAAACAGGUGACCAUCAUAGAGCAAAUGAUUCUAUAAAUCAUCGAUCUCAAAGUAUUACAUCAGAAUAUGAUCCUGUUGUACACCGAGAUUCGAAACUAGGUCGUUUACAAUUAUCAAUACGGUAUAAUAAUGAACAAAAUCAAUUAAUUAUUCAAAUUCUUGAUGCACAAGGUUUAAUAAGACCUGAACAAUUCUAUGCACCUGAUAUGAAUUUAACAUUUUCAUUAAUUGGAAAUGAUAAUAAAGAAUUUAGUACAGAAAAACAUAAUAGAAUUAUCGUUGAAAAUUCAGCUGUAUUAUGGAAAGAACCUAUGGUAUUUUCUCAUAUACACAAAAAUAUUUUGGAACAAAAUUUACAUAUAUUGGCUACAAAUCAUACGGAUCCAUCAGCACCUCGUGAUCGAGAAAUAUUAAUUCCUUUGAGUGAUCUUCAAAGUCAUGAUAAAGAAAUUAAUCAAUGGUUCAAUUUACAAUUCGUCACAUCUACAUAA